AUGUCUGCCCCCAAGGAAACCUCACCUACCCGAAGAGACUACUCCAGAGGAGGUUGCAGGGAGUGCAAACGUAGAAAGAUAAAGUGUGAUGAAACAAAGCCAUUCUGUGCUCACUGCACCAGGCUCAAGAAAGAAUGUACUUAUCCCAAAGUAGGUGAAAAAGUGCUUCGGGUCAGCCGGCGAUACUUGGACGAAAACCCCACCCCUCCACCAAUGGACUCCACUCCCAAGGAUCUUAAUAUCAAGGUGUAUCUGGGUACAGAAGGCUUCAAGAAGAAGAAAAAGCCUCGAAGGGCAAGUGAUUUAUCCAGUUCUAUCAAGAUCGAAGAAUCUCCGCUCCCGGUUUCGGCCUCCCCAAUCAACACUAUAAUUAAUGAUACUCCAAGCUCUUUCGAAUCUUUCGCGAGAGAUACGCCAAUCCCAAUGACUGCCAACUCGUUCCCAAGCGACGAUAUUCCAACUAACGCAUUUGCAAACACAACUUCACUAAGUGAUGCGGGGCUUUAUGCGAACGACAGCCCCACCUCCUCAAUUGCCUGGGAUAACUUAUACAGUCACGAAGACUUGAAUCUUUUGGCUUCAGAUUUAAACACUAUUGUCAAUGAUAUUAUGUUUCAAUCAAACUUCAAAAAUACACUAGACUCCGAUUUCACUAGGCUGGAACCUCUAAAAAUGGUCGGGAGUAGUAUUAACCCAGGUGACGAAAUUCCUAAACACAUAGCAGUUGACUUUAUAAAAGUUAAUACUGGGCAUGAGCGAAUUUAUCUUGAGGAUUUUUAUCACAGUUUUGCAAAUCAAUUACUUCCAUUUGGGGCAUACGAUCCAGCUCAAAAAAUUUAUGCGAACCCAAUCAGAGACGUGCUUAUGAAGUAUGCUUCUCAAGAACCCUUCUUACUAGCAGCCAUUCUAGCUCAAGGUGCUAAAACCUCUUAUGAUAAAAAUCAUCUUCAACGGGACCAAGAGGCAUACUGUUCAUAUCUUUCAACAUGCUUGAAUCUCCUUGGCCCAGCAUUGAGCAGGAAUAGAGAUAAGAGUGUCAAAAAUGAUUUGACAUCAAACAUAGAAGCGAUUCUUUUAACGGUCCUCCUUUUGACAUCCGCUAACGCUGCCAACAAACAACAGGGCUGGAGACCUCAUUUAAAGGGUGCAAAAGAUAUUAUUCUCAAAGCAACCAAUAGUCGAAUUAGACAAUCUAAGACUUUAAUAAUAUGUAAAGUUUGGUUCAUUGAUUUUGAGAUGUUAGCAGGGUUGAGUUCGCCACUUGGUGGUACCUUGAAAACCAACGAAGAACUCGUUUCAGUGGUCAAUAUUGACGAUGAAUAUGAACAAUCAGUUUUAAGAGACUAUGGUCUUCUUCGUGGUAAUGGAUUCAAUAUAAUGUUUGGUUACAACCAUAUCACCACAUAUCUUUUCCGAGAUUUAAUCAAGAUCUUCAAUUUAAGACGAACAUGUGGAGACAAAUUUAGAGCCAAAGAUUCAUUGGAUUACUUGCGACUUUUGGCUGGAUUCUACGAGCAGUAUAACGUGGUUUAUCUUUCGCAAGAAUGUAUUUCAACCACCGUCACCGGAGACUUGUGUGAUGUGAUUUUUGUUCAGAAUGAGAACAUAUGUAUUAGUUGGAUGGAUCUUUCACAGCAGGCAUAUUCGUUGGCGGGGAUUAUCACCAUUCUCACCGAGAUUUUGGGGCAGCCGUAUUAUGCGGUGCACAUCCAGGAUCUUUGUCUCAACAAGCAGUUGAUUGCAUUGGUAUCGUUUCUCAAGGACUGCCCUGGAAUUCCUGAGCAAGGCAUCAAAAAUUCAGUGAUGAUGAUCCAGUGGCCUAUGCUUGUGGCAGGCAUCAACUGCAUGUUCGAGGACGAGAAGUACGUGUUGAUGAAGUUCUUCCGUAUUUCUGCCCAGCUUGGGUCUGGGAGUGCUGAAAUCGCCUUGAAGAGAAUCGUUCGGGUGUGGGAGAAGCGGGACCUGGGCGAGGACAUCGAUACCGAGGAGGAGAACGAUCUUGAUGUGGUGCUGUACUAA
Molecule: messenger RNA, 2019 nt
Organism: Suhomyces tanzawaensis NRRL Y-17324
Lineage: Eukaryota; Fungi; Ascomycota; Pichiomycetes; Serinales; Debaryomycetaceae
Gene: LYS142
Product: Lys142p
Exons: 2
Coding region: 1-2019 (672 amino acids)
Biological process (GO): positive regulation of transcription by RNA polymerase II
Cellular component (GO): nucleus
Molecular function (GO): DNA-binding transcription factor activity, RNA polymerase II-specific; transcription cis-regulatory region binding; zinc ion binding
Source: RefSeq, a predicted model, not a curated record